CCCAAAAAAAAAAAAAAAAAAAAAAAAAAAAAUCCUUCGUUCCAGUCAGCGACUGCAUGUAGGCUUAGAACCACAAACAUACCAAUUUGAAGAAAGCAAAAGUUACCCAUUAAUUUUCCUUGGGUACUAAGGUGAGUAUCAUAAUUAAAGAGUAUUUCUUUUGCCAAUCUUAGAAGCGAAAACCAAUUUUGGUUCAUUGGGUGCCGACCAGAUAAAGAGCUUUUUAGAAACAGGAGAAAAGAGGGGCUGAGAGCAAGAGAAACAAACAGAUAUGGCUGCAAAUGUCUUGUUUUUGUGCAGUUCAAAAGUAAUCCAUGGCUGCAAAAAGAAUGACAGAUCAUAUCCCAGAUCAUUCCUAGGUGAUGGACAAAGGAUACUGGUUCAACUCACUGGAAAGGGAAAUCAAAACCGCCGUUGUUAUGAAGAGAACGAUUCAUCUCAUCGGUUUACUGUUUACGCUGUUAGCAAAGGUUCUGCAGAGUCUAGCAAGUCUGAAGAAACACUGCCCUCUUGGGCCAAACCCGAAUCAGACGAGCCGCCUCCUUGGGCGCGGGAUGAAGGAAAGAAAGACGCAUCAGAAAGUGGAUUUGAAGUUCCAUUUUUCGUUUAUUUACUUGCCUCGGCGGUCACUGCAAUUGCGGCUAUAGGUUCUAUUUUCGAGUAUGUAAACCAAAGGCCUGUCUUCGGAGUAGUGAACCCAGAUAGCAUAUUCUAUGUUCCACUGCUCGGAUUUUUCACCUUUACCGGCCUUCCUACCUCUGCAUUCUUGUGGUUCAAAUCUGUUCAAGUUGCUAACAAGGAAGCUGAGGAGCAAGAUAGGAGAGACGGCUAUCUGUAGGGCCUUUAACCCUGAGAUGCCCUAUAAAGUGUGAACUCUUUACAGAUUCGGUUAUUUUUUUACUGUAUAAUUGUCGUAGUUCUAUAAUUUUCUUAUUUGAGAAAUACUAGCUACAAAUUGUAAUGCAUUCCACAGUGUUUUGCAUGUAAAACAAUGGAAGAGUAAAUUUUGUUCUAUUUAGGAAAUUGAGUGUGACAAAGCCGACACGAAUUCAUAUUUUAUAAUUGUGCAAUACCAGUACUUUUGUGAUAUGAGA
This is a messenger RNA of Morus notabilis, 1094 nucleotides long. RefSeq lists its product as uncharacterized. The transcript has 4 exons. NCBI's taxonomy places the organism in Eukaryota, Viridiplantae, Streptophyta, Magnoliopsida, Rosales, Moraceae. The coding region runs from base 272 to 838 and encodes 188 amino acids. The record is from RefSeq and is a predicted model, not a curated record.